Aspergillus terreus NIH2624 is the source of this 2040-nucleotide messenger RNA. RefSeq names its product amidase family protein. The transcript is spliced from 2 exons. The record is from RefSeq and is a predicted model, not a curated record. Lineage: Eukaryota; Fungi; Ascomycota; Eurotiomycetes; Eurotiales; Aspergillaceae. The coding region runs from base 1 to 2040 and encodes 679 amino acids.
AUGCGAGCGUGGGCCAUCGCCCUUGUGAACGCAUUGGCGUUUGGCCAGGAAGCAACUGCACUUCCAAGCCAUCGCAAUACGAUCACAGAAUCUCAGGUAGGCCUAGCAGGGACCUUCUACCACCUUGGAAAUGUUACAUAUUUUGCCAACUCCAAGCGCCCGUACAGAGUGUUGAGCGUGUCUGCACAGCUCGCAACGGAUGGCCUACUUCCUUUGACAACAAUCGUUGUCAACCAGAGCCAAGUCACUGGAGACUUCCUCAACGCCACCAUCUCCGACUAUCUCGCCCAUGACGACGUCUUUUCCGUGGAUUUCCUGGCCAACAUCUACUUGUCUGCGUCGUCUGGCGCUGUAAUAGACCCAACAGCGGUGGAAUACCUCGAGACCCUCGAUGUAAACAGGAUUUUCGUUGACACGACUGUCUUCCAGUCUGUCCCUGCGUCUUUCAUUCACGUCCAUUAUGAAGCUGCGACUACCGUUGCGUCUGGUCCCUACACAGCCGUGAUAUCAGACACCACCUUGACGCUCCUUACCACCUAUCGACUUUACGCCGAUGAAUACCGGGAUUUCAUCACUGGGAUCUACCCGUCUAACGAGGGCACUGACUCCUUCAUACCCCUGCAAUUCACGUCCUCGAGCAUGCAGGCACCCAUGAUCCCCGUCCCAAGCCGCAUCCACUCCUGGAACGACACACGCCCCUUGGCAGGUGUUCGAGUCGCAGUCAAAGAUCUGUUCGACAUCCACGGCCUACAGACCUCGGCUGGAAGCCACGCGUGGACUCUCGUCACGCCAAUCGCCAACUCUACAGCGCCGGCUAUCCAACGGCUUGUCGACCUCGGGGCCGUCCUCGUCGGCAAGUUCAAAUUGGCGCAGUUCGCAUCCGCUUCCGACCCGUGGGAAUGGAUCGACGAGCAAUACCCUUUCAAUCCCCGCGGUGAUGGAUACUUGACAUGUUCGGCAUCGUCCUCCGGCGGGGGAUGUGCCGUCGCCGCAUACGACUGGCUGGAUGCGGCCAUUGGCACCGACACAGGCUCAUCGAUGCGUCGUCCGGCUGCUGUCUCGGGCACUUUUGGCAAUCGCCCCAGUCAGGGGAUGAUCUCCUUAGAAGGGGCAGUUUCAUUGAACUGGGCCCAAGACACAGCUGGUGUGUUUUCCCGGGACCCAGUGGCAUGGUCGCGGUUCGCAAAGGCCUGGUAUACUCCUGAACUCCAUCAGAAUGUGGCGGUUACAGGAUUAUCCCCGCUCAACGUCCCAGACACGAUGAAGUUUCCAACGCGGAUCCUCUAUCCAGAUGACUACUUUCCUAUGCAGAACCCCGCAGCGCAAGGAAUAGCCGAUGCAUUCAUUGCCAAGAUGUCAACGCUGUUCGGAAUGACGGUUCAGCGUUUCAACUUCACUGCUACCGUGAGCAAUGCCACUAUCUACCCCAACAUCGAGCCGUGGGAUGGUCUGUUCUACGCAUCCAGUAUGACGACCACCUGGUCGCAGUAUGUUGAUGUUUCUGGCCCCCUCAUGUCGAAGUACAAAACCCGCUACGGAGGCCGCUUUCCCCCGGUCGAAUCUGUCUGGCGGACCACGUGGAGCCAGCUGAACCUGAGCGCCCUCACGCAGAGUGCGUAUGAUCAGGCGUUGAAAGAUAAGGCGCGGGCGGUCGAGUGGUUCGAGAGUACAGUUCUCUAUGAAACUCCCGAGUCCUGUUCCGAGUCGUUGAUGUUGUGCGAUAUUGGGACCGGUGGACUGCCGAGCUUUCGGGAGAAAGGUCUCAAUGAUGGGCCGAAUGCUACCUAUCUGAACGUCGUUCCGGACGGAUUAGUUGUUUCUUGUGCCACGAUAUGUCCGCUUUUCGGAUGUGUCGAUCUGACGAUACCAAUCGGGCAGGUUGUGUAUCACUCGCCGGUAACAAUGGUCACUGAGCAGUGGCCUGUGAGUAUCAAUUUGAUUGCUCGUCGGGGAUGUGACUUAAUGCUGUUCAAUAUGGUGGAAAGGAUGGCGGAGGAGGGUAUUAUCGGGACGGUGAAGACCGGGAGGACGGCUUUUUAG